AUGGAAUGGGUCAAUGGAACGACCUUAGAAAAUUACUUGAAUAACAACCCAAACCCAAACUUUUUAUUCUCCGUUCUCCGUAAAAUCGUUAAAGCCUUAGCAUACAUGCAUUCCAUAGGUGUAACUCACGCUGACAUUUCUACUACUAACAUUUUGGUAUAUAAUAUUUUAGAAAACAAAUACCAUAUCAAGUUUGUGGACUUUGGUAUCAGCCGUAAUAAUGACCCAAAAGAACAAAUCCCAUGCAAAGGUAGAAGAGGAUGGAUCGCACCAUAA
Dictyostelium purpureum is the source of this 276-nucleotide messenger RNA. RefSeq lists its product as uncharacterized. Gene Ontology annotation, biological process: mitotic DNA damage checkpoint signaling; protein phosphorylation. Gene Ontology annotation, cellular component: cytoplasm; nucleus. The record is from RefSeq and is a predicted model, not a curated record. NCBI's taxonomy places the organism in Eukaryota, Evosea, Eumycetozoa, Dictyosteliales, Dictyosteliaceae. The transcript has a single exon. Gene Ontology annotation, molecular function: ATP binding; protein serine/threonine kinase activity. The coding region runs from base 1 to 276 and encodes 91 amino acids.